Gossypium raimondii (Peruvian cotton) is the source of this 2153-nucleotide messenger RNA. RefSeq names its product cysteine and histidine-rich domain-containing protein RAR1. NCBI's taxonomy places the organism in Eukaryota, Viridiplantae, Streptophyta, Magnoliopsida, Malvales, Malvaceae. Gene Ontology annotation, molecular function: Hsp90 protein binding. The transcript is spliced from 5 exons. Gene Ontology annotation, cellular component: cytoplasm; nucleus. The coding region runs from base 1109 to 1783 and encodes 224 amino acids. Gene Ontology annotation, biological process: defense response to bacterium; defense response to fungus. The record is from RefSeq and is a predicted model, not a curated record.
AGUGCUCUCAUCGUAGAGAGUAAAAGGACGUAGUAAUCAAUCCAUAACCUGAAGAAAUCGUGAUUCGCCCUCGCUUGACUUUCCAAUUCCUCGCCGUCGUCUUAGUCAACCGAGUUGUAAAAGGAAAGAAACCAGCCGCCACCACCACCACCACCACCAUUUCCUAAAGCGUUAAAAAUGGCGGAGCAAGCUGUUAAGCUUCGGUGCCAACGAAUCGGCUGCAAUGCUACCUUCACCGAAGACGAUAAUCCCGAGGGUUCCUGCACUUUCCACGCUUCCGUAUUUAUCUUCUUCUUUUUUUACCCAUAGUCUGUGAUUGAGUUUUUAAUUUUAGUGGGUUACAUCGUAUUAAUCAAAUUACAUGUAUUGACCAAUUAAUUAACAAGCCCAAAUCAAAAUUAGGUAUCUAUUCAACCUAUUGUUAACUAAAUAUUUCGUUUUGGAAUGCAACAAUUUGAUUAUUCCCCCUCCCUUGGGUUAUAUUUUAAGAUUAGAUUUAAUUUGGUUAAAAUACUAAAGAAACCCUAAGCUGCUUCACUUUUCUUAGAUAGGCCCUUAUUAUGCUUUGAUUUGUACGCAAAUUAGCUUCUAUUCAAAUGAAAUGUUGAUUUAGAUUGAUGGUUUAUUUAGGUAUAUAUUAAAUGUUAAGCUUAUUUGGUGUAAAUGAAAAGUGAUCAUUUGGGUGUAAUGAAUAGGGUGACUUAUCGAGAUAAAGUGGUAAAGUUCUUAGUCCUUUUAUUACUUUCAACCUUUGUUUUAUUUCUCUUGCAUAGUUUACUCUUGCAUUAUGAUGGUCACCUUCACGUUUUUGAAUUUAAUGUAUUCAUAAAUACACUAUAGUUACCCCUAGAUUUGGUUAAAUUAAUGUCUCCUUUUUCCCCCCAUUUCCCCUCUUAUGGUUAAAAUCAUGAGGUUUUCUGUUUCCAGUUAUAAACAAAUUUGUAUUAUACCUCCCUUCCUUGCGGUUUAAGAAAUAUAUCGUGGGAAAUUUUGACAUGUUCUCGAUAGUGUGAUAAUUUUCAGCUGCUAUUUAUAAUUUUUUCCCCUUCUGGAAUCAGGGUGUUAAUCAUAGACAAUAAUUACUUUGCGGUGCCCGUCAUGGUUAAGUAUGGAUUUUGGCAUGUUAUUAAAUCUUGUGAAUCGUUCUGAUUUUUCUUGUUGUUGUUGUUGUCUUGCAUGUUGGCUUGGUUCCUGUGCAUGGGCGGAUUUAUGCAAACAGGGUCCUAUUUUUCAUGAUGGAAUGAAAGAGUGGAGUUGUUGCAAAAAAAGAAGCCACGACUUCUCUUUAUUCCUAGAAAUUCCUGGGUGUAAGACAGGUAAGCACACAACCGAGAAGCCAGUGUUGAAUAAGCCAGUAGCUACUAAGACGAUUCCAACUUCUAGUCCUGCUGUUACUCUUUCCACCAGUGCAACAUCAAAAGAAUCCUGCCCUAGGUGCUCUCAGGGUUUCUUUUGCUCUGAUCAUGGUUCACAGCCCAAAGUACCGAACCCUACCCCAGCUGUACUGGCUAAGAGCAGUGCGGAUGUUAAGGAGUCUUCUCCUCCACCAAAGAAGAUAGUUGACAUAAACCAGCCUCAGACUUGCAAAAAUAAAGGAUGUGGUAAAGUUUUCAAAGAAAUAGAGAACCAUGAGUCUGCAUGUAGUUACCAUCCCGGACCUGCUGUUUUCCACGAUCGAGUGAGAGGGUGGAAGUGCUGUGACAUUUAUGUGAAGGAAUUUGAUGAGUUCAUGACCAUUCCACCAUGCAAGAAGGGAUGGCACGAUGCCGAUCCAGUGCCCUAAGCCAUAAGCAUGAGGAGGAAUAAGUUCCUGUCUUCUUAAAGAGGUUUCCUUUAUCUUCUUUCUUUUUCCCCCUAUUUUUGAACGGACUCUAGGUUAUUCAAUUACUUACCGCAAGUGUAAUCUAGGAUAUGCAAUUAUGAAUGUGUUGGAAAUGUUCUUUUUUGCACUAUCUUGCAACCAAAACAUUUGAGACUGUUUAUGGUUGUUAUUUGUUUGAUAUGAACAUGCUAUGGAUUCAAAAUGUGAUAUCGGAGUGGUUGAUGUCUACAACCCCGAAAUUCAAAGAGUUUCCAAAAGGGUUCAGAAUUUUGUGCAUAUGUUUGAGAAACUUUGAAGGAGUUGAGUACGAUAUCUUUUUUUUGUUCUGUAA